Stylonychia lemnae is the source of this 4122-nucleotide messenger RNA. The record is from the annotation of a GenBank genome assembly. NCBI's taxonomy places the organism in Eukaryota, Ciliophora, Spirotrichea, Sporadotrichida, Oxytrichidae.
AUGAGAAUCCCAACCACAGUGGCUUUAAUGUUACUGCAUUUUGGAUUGCUAACCUAGACAGCUAAUGCUUUAACAAGCGCAAUCUGUAACUACAAAAUGUUUCCAGUCUUUGCUGGAGGAUCCAAAGAUGAGUUCGUGAAUGCAGUUGAAAUCGACAGAUCUCAAAAGUAUAUCCUAGUAGGAGGUAAAACUCAAUCAAGCAAUUUUGCUCCAGCAGAAAAUGAUCACGGUUAUGUGUACGCCCUAGACAUGAAUGGCAACUGGAUGUGGGGCAAUUUCUUCUAUAAUGUCUCCUAUGCUGUAGCUGAUGUUAAUGGAAUUCAUAUGUCCUCACAAAAUACUUAUGUUAAUGUCAUAGGGCAGGCUAACUCAAAACCUAUUGUUAUGACAUUGAGUAAAACUGAUGGUUAAAUUAAGCAGUUCCUUACUUUGGAACCUGUAGCCGCCUAAUAAUCGGUUCCCACUUAUUACAUGUACAGCAGUGUCUACUUUGAUGAGAAGGACAGUUUAGAUUCCAAUUCCUAUAUGUAUGUAGCCUUUGGUAUGGGCACAAACUACGACAUGCAUAUUGUAAGAAUUCUCAACAAAAAUCUAGGAGAAACUCUUUAGAUAGAUUGGCACAUUAGAUUCACCAGACCUUCAAACGCUAUUACAACCAGCAUGAACAUUCCAAGAUAUCUUCUUCAAGAUAAGAACGAUGCAGGAUACUUCUACAUAACUGGAAUGUAUAAUAACAUUGGUUCAGUCACCAAAUUCCAAAAACGUGAUGCAAGUCUCAUCUAUAGAGUUUUCUUCAAGAAAUCUACUGAUCCCGAACCAACAACGAAUGGAUUAACUGAUAUCACAGCUCAAGUUAUGACUUCUAACGGUCAAAUGAUCGGAUGUGGAAAACACUCAACUGGUCUGCAGGCUGGUUUCUUCAGAAUGGAAAGCGAUGGAAAGGUCAAAUACUUCAGUUCCAUUACCACAGUGGGAGUUCAGAUACUCUGCAAUGGAAUUACCUAUGAUGAAUCCUUAGGAGUUGCUACUCUUCUUCUUUCCUCAAUGGCUGUAGGAUUAAAGACCUCUUUAAAUACUGAUUCAGCUACUCUUGAUGCUUUUCUAUACUAAAUUAAUGAUGCCGGCUCACUAUCUAAGGCUAAGCACAUCACUUUUAGUAAGGGCAGUGAAAAGAUCUCUACUGUUCUUGAAACCAACCUUCUUCAUAAACUUGAUGAUUAUUACAUUUGGGCUGGAACAACUAUAGGAUUCUACACUGAUUACCAAUCAUCUAAAUUUACUAACUCUAAGACUAAUUCUUUCGUCAUGAGAUAUCUUUAUGACACUACUACUACCCAGAGAUGUAUUAAAGAUCAAGAUGUCACACUUACUUCUACCAUAAAGGGAUACUUUAAGGAGUAAACUCCAACUGAUUGGACUACUUUUGUCUCUUAACAAACAGUGACAAGUAAUGGUGUUCUAAAUAAGCUUUCCAAAUGGUUAGCCGUCUAUAAAUCACCAUACUCUGGUGCUUUUGAGCUCCUCGACACUCAAUAUGUUCCAAGACCUUGUGCAAGUAGUACAGUUAACAUUACACAGAUGGAUUACUUCUACGGGCAAAGAUAAAAGCAAUAUGAUUUGAUUAAGUCUGGAGUUCAAAAUGUACUCUCUAAGAUGACACCCGAGCAAGAAUUCGUGUUUUAAAAUGGAACAGCAGCCAAAUUGUUUGCCUGGCUUGGAACAAAUACUAUAGCUAACAAGACUAUAGUUUAUGUUCAAACCAAUGACGAAGCUCUAGUUGGAACUCAAAGAUUGGUUAUCAGAGGCUGUGAUUCAUUAAAUAAUCUUCAUGAAAUCAACUAUUACAUCAAUGUUUCUUCAAACUCUGCCCCAGAAUUUGACACAGAUAUUUAGACUUAAUGGAACUUAAAUCUCAACGAUAAUAUUACCUAUAAACUCCCACCUUUCUCAGACCCAGAGGGUAAUGAUGUUGGUGAAGUAUAUAUCAACGCUAUGGAGAAUUAAGACUUCCCUAAGUUCGUCAAAUACAUUAAUUCUUCUCAAACUAUCAUCAUGAACCCAACAAGCAGACUAUUUAAUGGAAGAACCUACUAUUUCUCAGUUGUAUUGAAGGAAAAGAACUCAGAUUUCAUGAUGAACACUUACUACAUGACUAUUAAGAUGAGCGGAGAUCCUAUCGAUGAAGCUAAUGAAAUGGAAAAUGCAACUAAGAUUCAAAUGACUAUCCCUUAUCUUAACUAUCACUCUGAAGGUGUUUUCAAGUUCUCUCACCCAGUUGACAUGAAAUUCGUCUAAAAUAACUUUGCUAAAGUCUUCAAGGUCUAUAUCAACAAUACUGAGAAAAAGAGAGAAGAACUUAGAAGCAUUGAAUAUACAUGGAUUCCUGGUAGCAACACUACUUUCAACUUUACAGCAAGAUUCUAAGAGCCUUACAUGUAUGGACUGCUCAAUAAAAGAAAUGAUUUGCUGAUAUUCGAAUGUCUGAACUAAUCCCUCAUUAUCCUGAAUGCUUCUGGAGAGAUUCUUGCCAGUUCAAUUGCUAGCAAGAGAAUUGACAUGCAGUUUGAUUUUAGAGAUGAAAAGAUGCAGUUUAUGAGAAACACUUCAAUUGCUCUCUAUUAUGUCAUGAUUGCCAUUGUAGUUGUUCAAUUCUUCAUCUUGUUCUUUAAGAACGUAGGAUUCCUUCCACUUUGGACUUUAAUUGAGUACAUGCAACUGAUUGCAUUCAUGCCUCUAUACAACUUCAAACUUAUUCCCUACCUAUAUGAUCUAUUCAAGCCAUUUCUUAUUUCUCACUUGAUCUUGUUCGAUAACUCAAUCCUUUAUCAAGAAAUGAACGAUGACUAUUUCAACAUUAACUAUGAGUACUAUUGGCUCCCAAUUAGCAAGUUGAUUCAAUCAUUAAUGAAUAUUUGCAUCUUGGCUUUGGUUGUUGGAAUUGCUAAUGUCAUCAUCUAUGUGCUUUCGCUUUCAAUGAAAGAGAGCAAAUGGGGAUAAUUCAUUCAAAGCAGACUCGGUCAGUUUAAGUUCAAUGCAUACUUAAGACUCUACAUGCUCGCAUACUUUGACUUAACAUUCUUCUCUAUCAUGAAGAUUAUCGAGGGUAACAAUCAAACUCCAAUGAGACAAGUAGCUCUAUUCUUCUCUUAUGCCUUCUUUGUUGUCUCAAUUGUAGCUCCAGUGUUCUUCUUAGCACUAUUGCUCACCAGAUUCAGAAUUCUUUCGGAAACAGCUGGUAAAGCAAAGUUCAACUCCUUAAUCCUUAAAAUUGAUAAGGCCUCAAGAUGGAGAAUCAUUCACGUAGGAUUCUUCUUCGGUAGAAGACUUCUCACAGCUAUGCUAUUGACCCUACCAAUUGAUAACUAGUACAUCUUCUUGCAGUACAUUUUCAUUCUAGUAUCCUCUCACGCCUACAUUCUCUACAUGGUUGCAACCAAACCAUAUCAGACCCCACUUAUGAACGGCUAUAUCCUUGCUAAUGAGACCUUCUACUCUGCUCUCAUUAUCUUGAUCUUUAUCUUCUCAGAUGCCACUCCACAACUCCACAUCAAGGUUGUAGCUGGAAUCGCACUUAUCGUCUCAAUUUUCCUUUUGGUUCUUGCCAACUUGAUCUUCAUUGGAUAUACUGUCUGGAGAGGAAAGGAAAAACUUAAAGAGGACAUCAAGAAAGCUAAAUAAGACAGAAUUGAGCAAGAAGAAAAAGAGAGACAAGAAGAAGAGGAAAGAAAAGCCAAAAAGAAGAAGGAAGAAGAAGAAUUCUCAAAACUCCCCGAUGAGACAAACAAUGUCAGUCAAAGUCAAGAUAUUAACAACACCACUCAUCAAGGAAAUACCACUAUUUCAGAGCUAAAUCUAAAUAAAAAGAAGGGUAAGGUACAAAAGAAAAAAGUUGAAGAUGCUGUUGAGGAGAUUUCUCAACCCACAACCAAGGGACCUCUUGGAAAGAAAUCUAACUAUACCAACAGCAAGGAUCCAAGCAGUGAUGAGAAAUUCAACAGAACAGGUAGUGCUGAAAGUGAUCCCAAGAAGAAAGCCAAAGGCAAGGGCCAAUCAUCUGACGAUAAAGUGUCAAGAGACUCAGCCUCCCAAGAUUCAGAAAGAGGAAGAAGAAUUAUUCAAUGA